Trichomonas vaginalis G3 is the source of this 858-nucleotide messenger RNA. RefSeq lists its product as uncharacterized. The transcript has a single exon. The record is from RefSeq and is a predicted model, not a curated record. The coding region runs from base 1 to 858 and encodes 285 amino acids. NCBI's taxonomy places the organism in Eukaryota, Parabasalia, Trichomonadida, Trichomonadidae.
AUGGAAAAAGAAUAUCAAGAAUUGAAGAAGAAAUAUUUUAUUUUUCCAAUUCUUGAACAACAAAAAAUUGCAAUUGAAAGAGAAUGGUUUGAUUUCACAACAUACACUUUGUACAAAUACGAAAAAACAACAGAAAAACUUAACUUCACUUAUAGUGAUAAUAAACCAAUUGGUGAUUACAUCAAACUUCAUCUCAAAGAACAUAUAAAAUCAAUGGUUGAUUCAAGAGUCAGGGUUCUAAAAAGUACUGUUUUUAAGACUUCAUUUCUUGGAAAAGAUUUCGCUACGGAAGAAUUCAAGAAAUUAAAGUUAUUCACAUUAACAUCUGAUUCUAUUGACGGAGCGUUUGUUAAUCUUGUUUCUGGAACACAGAAAGAUAUAAUCAAUGAUGCAAAAGCAACUUCACAUGUUUUGUCAUCGAUUUACAAUAUGAUUACAAUUCCACAGAUUUUUGUGAUGAUCGACAACAUCAUUAUUCCAAAAGAAACAAAGUUCCAAGGAUCAAUAGAUAAAGACAGCAAAUCUUUGUUUGAGAGAAUGGCAAAGAAGAUCAUUGAAGAGGAAGCAAAUACAAGCAAAGUUUACUUUGGAAUGAAAAUCAGAAUAUUCUGUAAUAUAAUAAAUGAAAGAAAGCAUAUGAUUGCAGGAAAAAGAGAACAAACAAAACCAAAUUCAAGGAAAAAACCACAAGGAGUAAUGUACCAGAUUUUGGAUGCUGUUGAUCAAAUAUUAAACAAUCCAGCAAAUUACUGCAGUUAUUCACUUCUUAAACCUUGGAAAGAUGCAAUUGAAUCUUCGCCUGAUUUUGAUUUUGGUGAAAUAUUACCCAGAUUUUCCUUACUUUUACCACCCCUCUAA